Molecule: messenger RNA, 6171 nt
Organism: Cydia pomonella (codling moth)
Lineage: Eukaryota; Metazoa; Arthropoda; Insecta; Lepidoptera; Tortricidae
Gene: dmt
Exons: 3
Coding region: 247-2991 (914 amino acids)
Source: RefSeq, a predicted model, not a curated record
CAGUUACUGGCAACUUUAUACGGAUUUGAAAAAUUAUAUAUACUCUGUGCCCUGUGGUGAUGUAUUGUCAAAAGUUGGAAAAACGAGCGAAAAUCGUGAGAUAAUUGUUUACGAUUAAGUUUUAUAUCAUCAAAACCACUUAUUGUUGAAAUAAAAGAGUGUAAUUUUAAUCAACAGUUAAAUAAUCAUAAAUUACAACCAUUUGAAGCUACAUUUUUACCAGUGAAAUGUGUUAACUUCGGCAUAAUGCCUCCUAGGACUCGCACAGUUAGAGCGCCAAAAGCGUCCAAAGAAAAUGUAGACAACCCGCACAAAACUAAGGCGAAAAACACAGCACAAGCCACAAAACUAGCACGUAAACCUUUAGCGGACAAAACAAACUCGGCCUCAGAUGAAAAUACUAGUCCACAGCCCAUCAAAAAGGUUAUCAAGAAGUCGAACAAACCAAUACAAAAACCUAGUGCAACAUUUCCUGUUACUAAUGGCGAGAAUAGACCACGUCGAAACAGGCGUCUGCCGCCUAGAUAUGUUGAAAACGAAAUGUUAAACAAUCUGUCUAACAAUAAAGAAAAUGCAGUAUCUCCUAACAAGUCACUUAACAAAACCCCUGUCAAAAGCACUGUGAAUGUAGAAUCGCCAUUCAAAACGCCAACUACACUAGAUAACAGUCUGCUUGCUAAUAGACCAAAGAGAGUCAGCAGGCUACCUUCUAAAUUUGAUGAAAACUCAAGUCCUAACAAAUUUGUUCCGACUCAUUGUCAUACUAGCACGCCAUUGGUGUCUAAGGCACAUGAGAAGCCUAAAGAUGUUAGAAAAAUGGCUGUUGGUAAACAGAAGAAGGCCCAUCAAGAAAAACUUGAAAAUACACCAUCACAAAUAACACCUCAAAGAGUUUCACCAAGGAAAGGUACAUUUCAGAAAACAGUACCACAAAAUACUGUAUCAGAAAAAGCUACCCCACAGAAGGUGACUCUUCAAAAAAGUCCUCAAAAAGAAACAUCCAACAAAUUUACACCACAGACAACUAAGAUCACUCAGAAAAAACUGGUACAAAAGAAAUUAAGUGAAGUUGUGAAGAACAACAUAGAUUCAAAUUUAAAUCAUAAACAAAACAGGGUAAGACGACUAAGAAAACCUAUAGAAUAUAAAGAGGAUACCCUAAGUCCAAAAAAGAAAUCAACAAACGCUGAUGGCAGGAGAAUUUUAAAAGCUAAUUCAUCAUUUAGGGUUCUUGAAGAGAAAAAUUCGAAAAAUGGUAACAAAGACAUUUAUGAAUUCACAUUUGACCCAACUGAAGAACCAGCACCUCCAAAGAAGAAAAAGAAGAAAGUUACAACUAGAAAACCAACCAACCCAAAAAGAAGAGUAUAUAACAACAAUUAUGAGAAAAACAUUGCAAGGGCUUUGGCAGACUUGAAAAAUGCAGUUAUGAAACAAAAACCAGACAGUCAAACGGCUACAAAAACCUCAAAUACUGUGCAACCAAGUAAUAAUGUUGUGCAACAAGCAAGUAAUGAAACAGCAGUCUCUGCACCUAACCCAUCUUCAAUAGUGAUCAGCACAGUUGCCGAGAUACAUCCUGAUCCUGCCCAAAAUACUUCCAUAAGAAGUAAUCUUUCCACUAAACAAGUUUCAUACAGGGUUGAAGACAUUGCUGCUGACUUUGAUGCUUCCAUUGAUCAUGAAAUCAACUACUCUCCAGUGAUCUCACCUCACAGAAUUGAACCAGAGCCAGAAAGUUGUCCAUCCAAUAAAAGCCCAGAGUACAUUAGUCCUGAUGAUCCUCUAAAUUUACGUGAUGAUUUGAGCUUCUUUGAUGACCAACCUGUUGCAAAUAGUAGUAUAAAUGCAUCAAAGAACCCAUCUGCAACACCGUGGCGUGCUGAAUUUGAAAAUCUACCCAUUAAAUGGCAGGCAAACACAUAUGUGAAACCAGACAUGACUCCCGCUUUAGAGUGCUCUUUUGUCAAUCAUUUUGAUGACAGCAAGAAGAAACAUGUUUAUACUAACAUGGUUACCGAAUCUAAUGAUGCUUUAACAGAACUAGAAGAUGCGGCUCCCAAGCUAAAGCAAACAAGCAUAAUUUCAUUUAUAAAAGAAGUUGUUGAAAAGAAAUCUAAUAGAAAGAAGAGGGGAGCCUCAGCAACACCUACAAAACCUAAUUCAUUAUUUGAUAUCUCUAAUGUAACAUCAAGAAGUGUAGCCACACCAAGGAAAGAAACAUCUGGAGCUUCUAAUAACAGUGCAGAAAAUGAAAUUAGUGAAAGCAAUAAAAUACAAAAGCGUAAAAAUAAUGUGGAUAAUAAUCCCACUCCAGCAAAACUACCUCGUAAAGACAAUGAGAAUACACUGUUCGGUUUUGACGACAGUGAAAAUCAGGACCAAGAGAAUGUUCCACCAGUAAAAGUUAACAAUGAUAGAUUACGAAGCCUCAGGUCCCGAUCAGGAGCUGUGCUUAAAGAAAUAAAUAAGCAAACGGGACCUAUGAGGGCUGAAUUACCUGCUGUAAUGAAAGCUAAGUUGGCCCCAAGCUCAGAGGUAGUAGAGAAGAUCUAUGAUCAGAUGAAGUCUGCCGCUGAUGCCCCUGUAUUGCUGGAUAAGCAGGGAGAUGCUGAGGUUACAAAUGUUGAGAUGGCAGAUAUCUUGGAAGAUGAUAGCCAAUCAGUACAUUUAUUUGAAGACAUUGAUUUAGUUCAUCAUUUGAAGCCAACCCGCAAGAGCUAUGGCAAGGCCAAAAAGGUGACUUUCCAAAAAGCAUCCGACAGUGCAUCUGAGGUCGAAGCUCACAACCAGUCCAGUGAUGAUGAAGCCGACAACCUUGAAGACCUGAGCUUCCAUCUACCGCAGGUUAAGGCCAAGAAAGCCACUAAGAAGAAGAAAAGUAAGAAACAGGUGCUGUCAAAGAAAGAGAAAGCAGAGGUGGACGCCUGGGCGGCAUGUUUCAACUCGAUGUGCGAAGACAUUGAAGAAUUUGACUUGGUGGUUGAAUAGAUCUGUAAAUAUCAACGAAAUCAUGGAACAUUAGCAGAGUCUUCUUAGUUUAUUCCAAGGACAAUGAAAAUGGGUUGAAAUCCUUUAGAGAAUGUAUCCUUUUCAUUGUUUUUGACUAGUUUUAUGUGUGUGUUGGUUACAUCUGAAGAUUACCACAGUAAGGCUUAUUAGAGUAAGGAUAAAGCUUACUAAAGCCAUAACAAUUUUUUAAAGAUCAUAUCUAUGUUUUGAGAAAAAUAGUAAUAUCUAACACUUACCCGCUGUUUUACAGCUGUAAUUUUUUUUUAAUUUGUAAAAUCCUUUUUAAGUCAGACCAAGAUAAGUUGGCAGCGAUUUUGAUAGACGAACUGCAAGUGUUAUUUUAAACGUGAAACUUCUAUGGAAUUAUGACGUUCACUUAACACUUGCAUAGGCUGGACUAUCAAAAUCGCUGCGAAGUUAGCUUGGUCUGACUCUAUCACGCUAUCACUAAACGCACUCAAGAUACUAUUAGUUUAAGUAUUCUUAUAUUUGAAAAUUAGACAAACCUAUGUACACUUAAACAUUUACGCCAUUUUACUCUUUAUUGUCUAAGGAAUAACAACUUUAAUAGCGUGUAAAUUAAGAGUGGAUAUUGACCGUUCUGGCCCUUAUGUAUAAAACUAGGGACCCGGCCCGGCUUCACACGGGUAAUAUGUAUUAUACAUAUAAACCUUCCUCUUGAAUCACUAUCUAUUUAAAAAAACCGCAUCAAAAUCAGUUUCGUAGUUUUAAAGAUCUAAGCAUAAAUAGGGACAGACAGAGCGGAAAGCGACUUUAUUUUAUAUGUAGUGAUAGUCUAUUAGGAGAUCGUCAUGACUUAGUUUUUAAUUUUAAAAUAAUCAAGAGAUUUAUCUUAGUGUGGCCAUAUUUAAUAUUUGCCAUUUACGAGUACAACAUUCGUCACAUUUUUUUUUACAUGACAUCGCUUUUUUUCUAAUUAAGUAUUUAGUAUGAUAUUUUUAGUUUUAUUUAAGUCUAGUAAGCGGAGUGGAGACUAGAAAUUUUGCAAAUUAAGCCAACAUUUCUACUUCUGUAUGGUCAUAUUUUAUCGGUUUAAAAAUGCAUAUUCUUUUUUUUUCAUAAACCGCUUAUGAUCCAAAAAUAAAAAUGUAUGGACGUUUUUUGGUUAAACAUGUAAUUACAUUCAGCAAUUAUGUAUGUAUACAGUUAGAAUUUUUAAGAUAUCUAAACGUUAUGAACAACUAUUAAGUAACAGCAAAGACAAUUUGAAAUAGAGGUGUAUUGUCAAAGAAAACUUCGUAGUGAUGUAAAUUUACUGCCAUCUUUCGACACAUAAUUAAAACGCCAUUUGACUUUGAUCCUUAUUCUUUCACUGAUAUGUGUUUAUUUUGUUAAAUAACAAAAUGUGGCGCCAUCUUACCGGCACUACCUAAAGGUUAUGGCGCCAUCCCUCGAAACUAUGCUGCUAUACCUUUGGCCUUUGACCUAUUACAUAGCGCCACUUUUUGAUAUUUAACAAAUUGAACACAUAUCUGAGAAAGAAUAAGGGUCAAAGUCAAAUGGCGUUCUAAAAGUUUUAAUUAUGUGUCGAAAGAUGGCAGUAAAUUUACGUCGCUACAAAGUUUUCAUUGACUAUACACCUCUAUUUCAAAUUCUCUUUGGUAACAGGGACACCUUAAAAAUUAACCAUAGCUUAAACAUUAACCUUAGGUUUUUAGCACGGAUUCGCUGCAAAGUUUGAUUAUGCAUUUAAAAGACAAGUUUAUAACAAGCUUUUUUUUAGUGAGAUCUAAUAUACCUAAGUUGUGAGUGUGGUUAUAUUUGUGUGAUGCGAGAUUUUAAGUUUUAAGUGGCAAUCUUUAUUAAGUUGACGUUUUGAUCUACGAGUAUAUUGAUCUUAAUUUUAAUAUCGCGAAUGUUGAUAUUAUAAUAUAUCUAAUUUGAUUGUAUUAACAAUGCCGGUCAUACUGUUUUUUAACGUUACUAUUUAACCUUUUAACCGCCGUAUUCUGAUAUAUAAGACAUACAAUAUCCAACUCAUUUCGCCGCAGUCUGAUAAAUAUGACAAAACUUCGUGUAACUUCGUAACGGAGGCGAUACGUUCGAUGAAAAAUUCUAAGCGGUUAAAAGGUUAACAAUGAUUAAUUUAUUGAUUAAGUUAUGUGUUAGUCUAAGAGAAAAUAUCGCCUAGUUUGUCAGUUGAAGAUGGUGCUGUUAGGGCAUGAUCCUGGUCCUGUGUUUAAAUUACCAACUGCGUAUUUAUUCCCAUUCUAGUGGCAAAAUUAUUUUAGUAUUUUAGCUUGAGACAUUAAAUAACAAUUAAUAAUGUUGUUUUGAAGCGGGGGACCCAAAUAACUUUACAAACUUUAAUCUAGUAAAAAGAGCGCCCGUCUAUGGGUUAAUUUGGUAACAUAGGUUGAAACAUUUAUAAUCCUCCUAAGGUUCAGCCAUGCAUAUCAAAAAUAAAAAAAUUGCCAUUGAAAUUUGAAUCUAUAAUGCAGGGAAUAAAGUUGAUUUUAUUUGUUUGAAAAUUGAACGAAACUAAACAAAUGCAACUCUCUUCCAAUUCAAUAUGAUUUAAAUUUCAUCGAACUGAAUCAGUCCUAUAGGUAGAACCUUGGGCCUUACGAGGAUAUAUAAUAAAAUAAGUCAUUCAUACGCAAUUAUUUAUAUAUAAAUUAUUCAUUUAUAACAAUUUCUAAAGAGUAACCAUAAGAUGCUCCAAUAACCGGGAAGAACUGGGAAUCUCAUUACCGGCCAACCCCAGAUUCGGGAAAUAAAAUUCUUGGUAUCGGGACCGGUACUGCAUGCCCUAGGCGCUGCAGGGAACAUACAUGAUCUGUAAGGCAACACAGAAGCCCCCUAUUGAAUGGCGCGAAACGUCAUGUUUUAUUUUUAGAUUUAAGCUACUAGAUGGCAGACUACGCGCUCGGUUUCUAUGGCGCUGUUUUUUUAACUUAAUUGGCACAAGGGCAACUUUUAAUAACCCGUAUAAUGUACAGAGCCGUACAGCACCAUCAGCUAAUGUAGAUACGUAAGCUGUCAAAUUCGAACCCCGAAGUCGUCUUAGAGUUUACAUAUCAUAUACAAUGGAUAAUUCUUUGCAAUUACGACAAUAAUGUGAUUAAUUGUCAAUGUUUUAACACGGUUAAUAUUAAAUUAUUAAUCACUCAAUAAAGUUUUAAUCUGAUUGUUCAA